Molecule: messenger RNA, 1608 nt
Organism: Olea europaea var. sylvestris
Lineage: Eukaryota; Viridiplantae; Streptophyta; Magnoliopsida; Lamiales; Oleaceae
Exons: 7
Coding region: 1-1452 (483 amino acids)
Molecular function (GO): polysaccharide binding
Source: RefSeq, a predicted model, not a curated record
AUGGAUAAGGUUCCUUAUGCUUCGGCUAUUGGUUCUCUAAUGUAUGCCAAGGUCUGUACAAGACCAGAUAUUGCACAUGCAGUGGGAGUUGUGAGUUUCUUAGAAAAAUGUCUGUGCUUCAACGGGAGAGGUUUGGAGUUACAAGGUUUUGUUGAUGAUGACUUGGCUGGAGAUGCUGAUAGUAGAAAAAAUACCACUGGUUUUGUUUACACUCUGGGUGGCACUGCCGUGUCUUGGUGUUCCAACCUACAAAAGACAGUGUCUUUGUCCACCACAGAAGCUGAGUAUGUUGCAAUAUUAGAAGCCUCAAAAGAAAUGAUUUGGUAUCAUUUCAUUCGGUCCUUGCUUGACGAUGGCCAGUUGAUAUUUGAAAAGAUUUGUGGAAGCAAGAACCCUGCUGACAUGUUGACAAAGGGAUCUCCAAGUGGGAGAAUUGUUGGGCUUGUGUGGAGCCUAGAUGGAACCUUCCCAAGUCCUAACCAGGGAAAGGCUGGAGUUUCCUUUCUUGCACAUCUGGUUUGGCUGCUUGAUGUAAUGCAAGAAUAUAUAUUGAUUCCUUUUUCUGCCGAUCGCAAGCUUGCUUCUGGCCAGUUCACAAUUGCUUCUUGUCCUAAACCUUGUCCACAACAAAUUAUACUUGAACUUGGCCUGCCUUACCCGGAAAAGAUGGCAAUUGUGCAAGUCCUCAUCUUCUCCUUUUAUUUCUUCAUCUUUUCCACUGUAGGUUCCAAGAAAACUUGUUCGAAUUCCUUCUGUGGAAACAAUUAUUUCCCCAUAACGUAUCCUUUCAAGUUACAAGGCCAAAAUCCUAAAGAUUGUAAUGACUAUACUGAUGUAAGAUGCAAUUCUCAGGAUAAUAAAACCAUUUUAAAUCUUCCUUUUUCUGGAGAUUUUUAUGUGCAAGACAUUGACUACUACACACAAAAAAUCUCUCUCUGUGAUCCUGGAGAUUGUCUCGUGAAACGUCUUAUAAACCUGAACCUUUCAUCGUCGCCUUUUGAGGCCAUUAUUUAUGAAGACUACAAAUUCUAUAACUGUCCAAUAACGAACAUUCUGUAUUAUCGUUUUAAGCCAAUUGGCUGCCUUAGCAACUCGCCAAAUGCUACGGUUGUGACUGCAAUAGUCACCUCUGAGGAGAUGAAACUGUAUUACAAUUGCAGUUCAAUUUUUAGCUUAGAAAUCCCAGUUUCCUGGUAUGGUGAAUAUGAGAAUACGGGGAUUUUAAAUAAUUUCAAGUUGACAUGGAAUGUCCCUCACUGCAAAGAUUGUGAUGAAUAUGGUCCUCAGGAAACAGGUAAUUUUCGUUCUUAUUUUUCAACUUUUUUCAGACAUUUAAAUCGAGCUUUAGUUAUUUUUUUGCUCCUUUUGGUAAUUAAAAGAACUUCUUUGUUGUUAAUUAAGAAAGUUGAAAAUAAUUACAAUAAGAAAAAUAAGACUUGUAGAAAAAUUUGAGGUUCCUUAUAUGAAUAAAUUUUUCAUUCAUUGCAAAAUAUAUAACUCAGUAGUAGUCUUCAUAGUACCGAUCUUAUUCCAUCAAGCCAUAUGUGGGAAGACUGAAUCGGACUGAUAUUGCGGGAACACAGCAUGAGAAAGUGAUGGCACGAUCAC